GGCGAGAGGUCAGCGCCGCGGAGCCCCGCGCGGGGCCGCUCCGGAGCAGCGGGACUCGGCCGGGAACCCGGCUCGAGGGGCGGCGGGGCCGCGGCGCUGCUCAGUACGGGCCUCGCGGGCCGCCGUCCUGCCAGCACCCAGCAUGGCGGCGGGGCAGCCCCGGCAGGCGCCGUGCCCCACUUCCGGUCCGCCCAGUGCGCCCCUUCCUGUCCUCCGCCAGCGGCGUGGGGCGAUGCGGGAAGCGGGCGGGGAGCGGAGCCCGGGGCUGGGCCCCUCCGGGCGCGGGGCUGCCCCCGCCGCCUGCCCCUGGGGCUGCGCGCUCGGCCCCGGCGGCUGGAGCGGCGCCCCGUUCUGCCCCUUCCACUGCCCGCCCGAGCGCCGGGCGCUGCCCGCGGACCUCAGCGCCAUGGGCGACGGGACCGGGGCCUGGGACGCGCUCGGCCGCGGUCCCGGCUUCUGGUACUGCCCCGGGCGGCUGGAGGCGUCCAGCGAUGAGGAGGAGGAUGAAGAGGAGGAUGAGGGGUUGCAGUGGUCUUGGUCGUGGCCGUGGCCCGGUGCGGUUCCCACUGUGGUUCCCGUUGCGGUUCCCAGUGCUGAUGGCGACCCCGGCUCCACCUUCUGCGGGCUCCGAAAAGCGUUUUUGGUCCAGGACCCGCUGCGGCCGCCCCCGAGCGCGCUGGAGGAGAAGCUGCCCUGGCUGCCGGCCCCGCAGGACCUCCGGCCCACGGCAGAGGAAGCGGAGCGGAACGCGCAGGAGCUGGUGGCAGAGGAGGAGCGGGUAAAGAGGAAAGCAGAGAAGAAGAAGCUGAAGAAGAAGAAGCAGAAAGAGCGGAAGAAACGGGAGAAGCUGGGACAGGAGUCCCAAGCCAAGCAGAAGGCUGAGUCGACCCCCCCAUCCCCGAGCAGCGCUGCAGGCGCCAGGCACCCCCAGGGCGGCGAUGCUGAGGAGGAAGAGGGGGCUUGGCUCGACCCCAGCCCCGGGGACAGCGCAGCCACCCCGGGAGAGGAGGGGGGAGACGGGGAGGCCCGACCAGAGGAGAUGGAGCUGGAUCUGGGGCUCUGCCCUCCCCGCCCCUGCCCGCAGGAGGAGCUGGACCUGAGCUGCACGUUCGUGUUCAAAGCGCGGCAGAAAGCGGGUGUGCGGCUCCCGGCGCCCGGCAGGGAGAAGCCGCCCAGGACGGACCCUGAGCGGGGCAGGAUCGCACCGGGGAAGGCCCCCGCGCCCCUGGACACCAGCGCCAUGCAGCAGAGCCUGGUGCUCGCAGGCCAGGGCAACGCGGCGGCGCUGCGAGGCCGUUACCCCGAGGCGGUGCGGGCGUUCACGGCGGCGCUGCAGCUGAACCCCCGCGAGCACCGGCUCCUCGGGAACCGCUCCUACUGCUAUGAGAAGCUGCAGCGCUACGAGGAGGCGCUGGGGGACGCGGAGCGGGCGCUGGGGCUGCAGCCGCGCUGGGCCAAGGGCCUCUUCCGCAAGGGCAAGGCCCUGCGGGGGCUGCAGGGGCCGGUGCAGGUAGUGGUGGCUCAGGCUCAGCACCUCUCCGUGUCCCAGCGCUACGCUGAGGCUGCCCAGACCUUUGAGGAGCUGCUGCGGCUGCACCGCACCGGCACCGGCACUGGCACUGACACUGAUGCAGCUGCGCAGCUGGAGGCCUGCCGGGCCCUGCUGCGGCAGCAGAGCAGCCUUGGGGGGGUUCCCACAUCUCCUCCCUCCCCCAUGUCCCCCCUGUCCCCGCUGGAGGCUGCGGAGCCGGCGCUGCCCCUCCGGUCCGGGAGCAGCCACCACAAGGCCAUGGGCAUGAGUGGUUUCAUCACCAUCGGGAGCUCCAGGAUCCAGGCCCAGUGCCAGCCCCCCAGGGGCUGCUUCCCGCUCUGGGUGGGCAACGUCACCCCCCGCAUCAGCAGGAGCGUGUUGCAGCACUGCUUCGGACAGUUCGGGGAGAUUCAGUCCAUCCGGAUGCUGCCUGAGCGCCGCUGCGCCUUCCUCAACUACACCUGCAAGGAGGCGGCCGAAGCAGCCUUUGAGGCCAUGAGGGACUCCCCGGUGGAAGGCACCCUCCUGGCCCUGCAGCUCAAGCACCCAUCUCACGCCACCCCCCGCCCGCGCUGGUACCCACAGCCCUGCCUGGGGGAGCCCCUGUAACCGGGCCCCCCCCCCCCCCCCAGCUCCCGGUGCCUCCUGCCCGCACCCAGCCUGUGCCUUCUCCCCCCGCGGGCAGCAGGACCGGCCCCCCCCCGCCACCUCCCGGUACCGGGUGCAGCGGGAGUGGGGGCCGGUCCCCCCCGCCCCCCCCUCAGGGACUUGCCCCCUUUGGGGGUUUUAAUAAACCCGAGCCCCAGCG
This is a messenger RNA of Pezoporus flaviventris, 2339 nucleotides long. It is a transcript of the gene TTC31, whose product is annotated as tetratricopeptide repeat domain 31. Gene Ontology annotation, molecular function: RNA binding; protein binding. The transcript is spliced from 16 exons. NCBI's taxonomy places the organism in Eukaryota, Metazoa, Chordata, Aves, Psittaciformes, Psittacidae. The coding region runs from base 143 to 2140 and encodes 665 amino acids. The record is from RefSeq and is a predicted model, not a curated record.